AGUCGCAGUUCGAAGCUCGAGGAGACCGAUAGCGAGUCCGAAAUCGUAAUCCUGGACCGAGUAAACGGACGCCUCGGAGGAUCGUGCCAGGAUCUUCUGCCAUGCGAGCAGGAGCAUGCAGAAGCCACUGAGAGAGCUGGGCCGAUUGUGCCUGAAUGCUGGCGGACAGAGCAACGUCGUCGUCGCCGAGGUCUGCAACGAGACGCGCGGAGGGCUUCCGCUUCUUCAGGUAUGGCCCAGCGAUUCGCCCAGGGGCGAAGCCGACGGACAGGCCCAGGCCUUCGUGUUUCCGGACGCGCAGGAGAGCGUCAACGACAGCGGCAUCGAGUCCAUUCAGGCGUCGCCGUCGCCAUGCGGUGCGGUCUGCAACAGUCCGGCGACGACGCCGCAGCAGUCGCGUCGCGCCAGUCUGCUGCAUCCGGAUCACGCGCGGUUGCACCUGCAUCAUCUGCACCACAACCAUCAUAACGCGGCCUCCAAGAGCCCGCCGUCGCCGGACAGGACGUCCGUGGACGAGGAUCAGCCACCUGCGCCGCCGAGUCCUUCCAGCUCGACCACCAGCAGCCUGCGAUCGAUGCCGAGCUCGGCGAUCGCCUCGAUGCACUCCCAGGACAGAAGACGCAGCAGCAGCAGAUACAGCAUGUUCGACGCCUUGGACCUGGAGUACGCUCUUCUGAGGGCCGCGGCCCGCGGCUCCGUCGGCCCAUACUCCUUGUCGGAGUCCCUCCACAAGCUGACCUUCACACAGAGUCUGGCUUUUCCCGCACUUGCGCGCGGCCUCGCUUCCAAGCAAAGCGUGCCGGCCAGAAGACCCCAGCAGCACGCCGAGAGCGGGCUGAACGCCUUCGCCAAGGUGGUGACCGCGCUGGUGCUGAUGCUGGUGAGCGUGCUGGUGUUUGGUGUGGUCUACAAGUUCGCUCGAACGUGAGGCUGGCUGCUGGUGCCCAGUCGGCAUCCUGGGCCGACGCAGGAUAACGGUCGUCUGGGUGCCAAUGGCGCGUUCAGCGCCAACACUUGACCGGAUCCGGAGAUAGCCCUGCGAGGGAAAGGAAAACGGGACGACAACGAGCGCAUAUUAGCCCAUCUUCGGGAUGACGAGGCUCAGGCUGAGUUUAGGCUGAGCGUGAAUUUUUCAACGGCGAGAUCGAUGCGAUGAAUCGAGGAUGAACGGCCGGAUGACGGAUGUGCGACAGUCGAUACGCGACUCGCUCCACACGCGGCUAGGUAGAAACAAUUUUAUAUACAAUAUAAGGACACGUUGUUUCGUUGGAGCGCGACGAGUUUUGCGCGCGUGUCCGGCUGAAUUUCGUACAAAGUUUCGGCGACGAAAGAGACGAAGGUAGCACGGGGAGGAUAAACGAUAAACGACGAGAGCGAUAACGAAGCAGCGACAACGACAACGACUUGUGUGUUGGGUCGCAGAGGAGCGUAUGUGUGUGCGUAUAUGCGUGCGUGUUUGUGUGCAUCCAAAAACAGCAAUUUGCGUUUCGCUAGCGCGAUGAUGAUAGCGGGAUGAUACCAGGUCUGGCGCGACCAAAAAUUCCCGCCGACGCAGAGUGGGGAAGUUGUAAUUUACGACAGGUUGUCAAGUCUACGUCUAGUCUAUUUGCUACGAGUCUAGCCUCCAGUCUCCAUUUCUCAAGACAUAACAUAUAUAUAUAUAUAUAUAC
Messenger RNA from Harpegnathos saltator (Jerdon's jumping ant), 1670 nucleotides. RefSeq lists its product as uncharacterized. The record is from RefSeq and is a predicted model, not a curated record. The coding region runs from base 116 to 928 and encodes 270 amino acids. Lineage: Eukaryota; Metazoa; Arthropoda; Insecta; Hymenoptera; Formicidae. The transcript is spliced from 4 exons.